CUUUCUCUCUCUCUCUUUCUCUGUGUUACGCAGACUGGGGGAAAGCUGCGCCUUUCUUCUUCCAGACACACUCUCCCGUUACGCACAGGCGCGCACACAAGACGCCGCGGCGUAUAUGGAAAAGAAAAAGAAAGAAGGAACAGUUCCAAGUCCAAAGGAGCGCCUUUUUGCCUGUAAUUUAUCCAGAUUAAUAUAUUUAUUUAUUUGUUAAUUUAUUUGCCCGUCCACAGAAAUCCUUUGUUUUUCGGGCAGAGAGCAGCAAAAGGAGGAUUUAAGAUGCCAGGUCUCUGAAAAGGCAUCGGUUCCUUUCCCCCAAUUUUUUUUCUUCUUCUUCUUCUCCGGGAAAGGAGUGCGCACGGAAGAUGGGGGCAAAAACUACUCAAACCAAAGGGAGUAUAUUCUCCGCGGCGACGCGUUUGCUGCUUUUUGUGGCACUUUUGCCAAGCGCCACCGGCAUCACUCUGAAAUACAAAGUUUACGAGGAGCAGAAAGUGGGCACGGUUGUUGCGCGGUUAAAGGAGGACGUCGCCGGGAUUUUAUCCAAGCUGCCGGGUUCCUUGACCUUUCGGUUCCGUGCCAUGCAGCAGGGGAGUACGUCGUUCCUGUCCGUCCGGGAGGAGGACGGCGAGAUCAGCAUCGGCACCAGAAUCGACCGAGAGAAGCUUUGCGACAAAAACUUGAACUGCUCGAUCGAAUUCGACGUGGUCACGUUACCCACGGAGUAUUUGCAGCUGUUCCAUGUGGAGGUGGAGGUCUUGGACAUAAACGACAACUCCCCGCACUUCUCCCGCGCUAUAGUCCCGAUAGAGAUCUCAGAGAGCGCGUCCAUCGGGACGCGCAUUCCGCUGGACGGCGCCAUGGACGCAGACGUCGGAGAGAAUUCCCUGGACACGUACUCUUUGACGCCCAAUAACUUCUUCAGGAUCGACGUGAGGACCAGGACGGACGGGGCCAAGUACGCGGAGCUGGUGGUGAUGAGGGAGCUGGACCGUGAGGUCCAGUCCGGAUACCAGCUCCAGCUCACAGCUUCUGACAACGGCGUGCCCCACAAGUCAGGGUCCACUUUGCUCAAAAUAAGUAUCUCGGACUCCAACGACAACAGCCCCGAGUUCGAAGAGCAGGCCUAUGUCAUAAAUUUGUCGGAAAACUCCCCCCUCGGAACCCUACUCAUUGAUUUGAACGCCACAGAUCCAGAUGAGGGCACCAACGGAAAAAUUGUCUACUCAUUCAGCAGCCAUGUCUCCCCAAAGAUAUUAGAAACCUUCAAGAUAAACCCAGAAAAUGGGCAUAUUACGCUGAUUCAAAAGGUGGAUUAUGAAACCGCUCCAUUGUAUGAGCUGGACGUUAAGGCUCAGGAUUUAGGUCCAAACUCCAUUCCUGGACUCUGCAAAAUUGUGGUGAAAGUGAUCGAUGUGAACGACAACAAACCGGAGAUCAAUAUCAACCUGAUGACACCCGGCAAAGAAGAGGUGGCCUAUGUUUCCGAGGGGGCCCCGGUGGAUACCUUCAUAGCUCUGCUGCGCGUUGACGACAUGGACGCGGGACUCAAUGGAGAGGUGAUCUGCAGGCUGCACGGCCAUGGCCAUUUCAGGCUCCAGAAGACUCACGAGAAGAAUUACAUGAUCCUCACCAACGUGUCGCUGGAUAGGGAGAAAAGGUCCGAGUACAGCCUGACAGUCAUAGCUGAGGAUAGGGGCUCCCCCAGUCUCUCCACCAUCAAACAUUUCACUGUCAAAGUGCUGGAUGAGAAUGAUAACCCUCCCCGUUUUGAGAAAAGCCGCUACGAGGUCUUUAAAUCUGAAAACAACUCUCCUGGAGCCUACCUCAUGACCGUGGUGGCUUCGGAUCCAGAUCUGGGCACCAAUGGUCAGGUGACGUACACGGUCAUUGACUCUUUGGUUCAGGAGAGCCCUAUUUCUACCUACGUCACCAUUGACCUCUCCACCGGUGCCAUUUACGCCCUGCGCAGUUUUGACCACGAGGACGUGAGCCGGAUCGUCUUCACCGUCCAGGCCCGCGACGGGGGGAACCCCGCUCUGUCGGCCAACACCACGGUCCUGCUAACCGUUCUGGAUGAAAACGACAACGCCCCGGUCAUCCACUCGCCUCCCCUUCGGAACCACACGGCCGAGCUGCCCGUCUGGAGGCACGCGUCGCCCGGUCAGCUGAUCACCACGCUCAAAGUCGGGGAUCGGGACUCCGGCGCCAACGGGGAAGUGAGCUGCGCGAUCAUCGGCGGCAACGAGGACGGGCUCUUCGUCAUGGACGCCCGUCGGUGCGAACUCCGAACCAACGCCAGCCUGGAGGAGUUUCAAAGGGACAUGUUGGAGAUCAGGGUGGAAGUCCAAGACAGGGGUACCAGUCGUUUGACCACAGGAGCCCUGUUCAGGCUCUCUCUGCAGGAGGAUAUGGACAUCCUCCCUCCGCUCUAUCCCACCGGCUCCAGCCAGGCCUCCCUAGAUCUCUCCCUCAUCGUCAUCAUAUCCCUCGGCGUUGUUUGCACCCUGCUGCUCAUCGUGAUGGUGAUGUUCGCCACGGCCCGCUGCAGCCGUGAGAAGAACGACCCCCGACACAACUACAACUGCCGCGUGGCAGAGAGCAGCUACCAAAACCACCCGAAAAAGCCCGCCAGGCAGAUCCACAAGGCCGAUAUCACCUUGGUCCCAAGCGUCAAUGGAACCCUACCCAUCCGCUCACACCCACACUCGCCCCUGCCUUCGCCCACAGCUGAGAGAGGCACUCUUGGGAGCAGGCAAAGCCAACACAGCCGUCAGUCCCUCAACAGCCUGGUCACUAUCUCCUCUAAUCUUGUGACGGAGAACUUUGCCCUGGAGUUGGCCCACGCCACCCCACCUGUAGAGCAAGUCUCACAGCUUCUGUCCAUGCUCCAUCAGGGCCAGUACCAGCCACGACCAAGCUUCAGAGGCAAUAAAUAUACCAGGAGCUACAGAUAUGCUCUGAAUGAGAUGGAUAAAUUCAGUCUAAAGGAUAGUGGUCGGGGAGACAGUGAAGCCGGCGAUAGCGACUACGAACCUGGCAGGGAGUCACCAAUGGACAGGCUCCUUGGUGAGGGAUUUGCUGAACUUCAUGCCCCCGAUGGCCGUCAGAGACCACAAACAGCUAUGAGGUUCUGCACAGAGGAGUGUCGCGUCCUGGGUCACUCAGACCAGUGCUGGAUGCCCCCCCUGGCCGCGGCGGCCUCCUCUUCUUCCGCCGACUACCGCAGCAACCUGUACAUUCCGGGCGAAGAAGCCCACCAAACCAUCGACAUUUCCGAGGAAAAGAUCCCCCAGCCGUGCUCCGACAUGUGCGCCGUCCGGAACCAGAGCUUCUCCACCUUCGGCAAGGACCCCGGCGGGGUGGACGGCGAAGAAGAAGACGGGGGGGAGGGGAAUUCCAAUGAGAACAGAGAUGAAGACCUGUGUGGGACCACCUCAUUGCUGACCGAGAUGAGCAGUGUGUUCCAGAGGUUGCUACCACAAGGUAUGGACUCUUACGUGACUUCUAACGAGAACCAAAGAGGGACUAGCCUGAGUGGGGUGAGCGUGCCCAUGACCGGUUCUCUAGAUCGCAGGAGGGGUCACCUACCGGGCAAGCCCAGCCCGUCCGUCCAUCACCAGGGUGUGGCGGCCUGGGCGGCCAACACCCACUUUCAGAACCCGGGAAGUAGCAUCGGCCCGUCCGGCCAGCAACCGUGCGGGAGCUACCACACCCUAAAACCCAACACGAAGCUAAGCUCCCAGAGUAACGGUCAUAAAGGGUUACAGGCGCCCAAACCCUGCCCCCAGACCAGCAACCACACCCCGAAACUGCACAGCAGCCCUCUGCUCACAGCACUGGUCAGCACCACGCAAGGGCAGCCUCCCCCGGUCCCGAUUCCGAUCAACGGAUCCUGCUCCAAGUGGCUACCCGCCAUGGAGGAGAUCCCGGAGAACUACGAGGAGGACGAUCUGGACUCGGUGCUCAGCCACCUCCAGGGGAAACGGAGCGACAGCAGACACGAGCUGGUGGACGCCAGCGAACUGGUGGCCGAGAUCAACAAGCUCCUGCAGGACGUGAGGCAGAGCUAGACCGCCGACGCGUUUUUAUUUAUUACCGUACGCUCACUUUCGCUUUCUUUUCUGCUGGAUACAAGCGAGAGCAAGUGAGCGUAGGAAAAGACUGAAGCGAGGAAAAAAAAAAGACCUGCAAUUGUCAUUAAAUUUGCAUUUCAAUUGAAAUAAUUGUGUUUUGUGAAUGCUAAGUAUCCCAAAUAAAGUUUAUUAAUUGUUAGUUUGGUACACACUGUACACUUUGUGACUGUAUUUAUCCUUGUAUUUUAAAAAUACAUUUGUAUACUUAUAUUUAUAAAAAAGAAGUGUAUAUAAAUUUAAUCAAAAGUCUAUUUUUAUAUUUGAGUGCAUGUUAAAAACAAAAAUGCUGAAUCAAGGCUUUGACAUGCGAUUGACAUUCUGCAUAUUUAAACUGUCUUUUGUUAUGUGAAUUUUUGUUGUCUCUCUUAUUCUGUAUGCAUACAUGAAUAUAUUAAUUAUUGGACACUUGUAUUUGUGAUUUAUCGGGGGAAAGGGGUGGCAUGUAUAAAA
This is a messenger RNA of Menidia menidia (Atlantic silverside), 4583 nucleotides long. Lineage: Eukaryota; Metazoa; Chordata; Actinopteri; Atheriniformes; Atherinopsidae. The record is from the annotation of a GenBank genome assembly.